AUGCCUGCUCUCACCCUCCAUCUACUCAGCCUCUCGACCGAGCCGGCCUCCUUCCUGCAGGCCCUCCGUAAAUCCCGUAAAGUCAUCGUUGCCUCGCGACCGCGCCAUGUCGUCAUCCACCCCGAGCUCCUCGACACCAACGCCCUGACAAAAACUCCCUGGGACCUCCUAGUCCUCAUCCAACCGACAGACAAAAACGAAUCCCCCAUUCCAGAUUCUCUCAAAUCAUCCGUGAAAGCGGAAUACACCCUCGCCGUCGGCAUCCCGUCCAAGCUGCUCGCCAGCUACGAAGCCCGCGACAAGCAGCUCAAAGCAAGCGCGUCCAGCGCGCCGCUCACAGGCUCCCUGGCGACAGCAAGAUCCAAAACCUCGUCGCAGAGUCUAGAAGUCUCGCCCGCCCUGCUCGAGUUCAUGGACUCGCUGAGCGGCAAGCACGACGGACCCGUCACCAUGCUCAACCUGUUGCAUUUCCACCACCCCGACGGCAAGAAGAGCUACUACCAGUACGGCCAGGCUUUUAUUCCCGUGGCCGGCAAGCGUGGCGGCAAUGCGAAGCUCGUGGGCAACGUGGUGCCGCCGGCGACCGAGGUGGAUUCCCGAGGUAGGAUGGACCGUCCGGCGGAGGACUGGUGGAAUGAGGUUUCCAUCGUCCAUUAUCCGUCCAUUCGGCAUUUCUGUGAUAUGCUCGCCGGCGAGGACUAUCAGGCUAUUAAUGAGAAAUAUCGCCUUUCGGCCCUUCGAGACACCUUUUUGCUGUGCACGACCGAGUUUGAUGUGGAACAGUCUGCAGCUAAGCUUUGA
Messenger RNA from Aspergillus terreus NIH2624, 801 nucleotides. RefSeq lists its product as uncharacterized. Lineage: Eukaryota; Fungi; Ascomycota; Eurotiomycetes; Eurotiales; Aspergillaceae. The transcript has 2 exons. The coding region runs from base 1 to 801 and encodes 266 amino acids. The record is from RefSeq and is a predicted model, not a curated record.